AUGAUGGACGGAGAAGAUGACUUUGAGGUGGAUCCGGCCAUUGCUGCGGCGAUGGGAUUCGCAGGCUUUGGCACGCAGCCGAGCAAGAAGCGGAAAUUCAACAAGGAUGACGGGUUUGUUGACCCAGAGGGAAACGCAGCGUCAACACCGCAAGGCACGAGCGCCAACAGACUGCCAUUGGGGGAGCCGAAGGCGAUGAGGACCGUCGGACAGCCUGAGAUGGCACCUGCCAUAGCGAACGACGAUGCUAGCAGCAGCCAGGCGGAGGAACAUAACGGCAACAGUGGGCCACCAAGUCUCGAGGCUCUUCGACAUGGCGUUAAGAACGAGCGUGGUGAUACGGCGUACUUCUUGCCUGGCUUCAUAGAAGAUCCGUGGGCAGGUCUCAAGGCUCAAUGA
Fulvia fulva is the source of this 399-nucleotide messenger RNA. RefSeq lists its product as uncharacterized. The record is from RefSeq and is a predicted model, not a curated record. Bases 1 to 399 code for a protein of 132 amino acids. The transcript has a single exon. Lineage: Eukaryota; Fungi; Ascomycota; Dothideomycetes; Mycosphaerellales; Mycosphaerellaceae.